Molecule: messenger RNA, 7508 nt
Organism: Parasteatoda tepidariorum (common house spider)
Lineage: Eukaryota; Metazoa; Arthropoda; Arachnida; Araneae; Theridiidae
Product: folliculin-interacting protein 2
Cellular component (GO): cytoplasm
Molecular function (GO): ATPase inhibitor activity; protein-folding chaperone binding
Source: RefSeq, a predicted model, not a curated record
AUGUGUUCUGACAAAGCCGAUAAGACGGGCGCAGAGUUUUAGCCAAAUUCGAGAUAAUUGCGCCAAGUUGUGGAACUCCGAUUUUUUUGGCGUUGUGCCAAGAUUCGGCCGUGAUGUGCGUUUUGUUGUAUGAGUGAAUACAAUGUGUGUGAUUUUUGCGUAUACGUAGUAGAAAGAGCGCGUGAUUCUGAACAUCGUUUUUCUAAAACCGAUUCACCUUGUUUCCAAUCGAGGAUGAUUCGGGAAUGUUUCGGAUCUCGUGAUUUCAUAACUAUAUUAUGAAUAUUUGAUUUCACUUUUAAGAGUUAUAGUUUUAGUUAAGUUUUUUUUUCUCAAAAGAAAAGUAUGUAUAUUGGGUUGUUUGAUAUAUGGAAGAGACUUUUACAGAGUCUGGGACUUAUACCUCCUGGAAAUUCGAGAUAUAUAUUGAAAGAGAAUCCCGUCUUUGAAGAAAGAGUCAAGCCACCAGAUUUUGACAGUACAAAACAAGUUCGAGUGUUGCUUUUUCGAGAACAUAAUGGACAAGAGAGGAGACUACUAUUUGAUUCCAAGGCUGUACGCAAGAGAGAUCCGACAGCAUCCCCAAAUGGAAAGCCACCCCUCAACAUUCAGGCCAGACAGAGGCAGGAAAGUAGCAUUGAAAAAUCUUUUAGAUUGAAUGAAGACCAUAGCAAGGAAUAUGUUUAUGAAUCCAAAAAACCAAGUUCUGAUGAAACACUUCUUAGAGAAAUGAUCUUUGGUUCAGUGUCCAUCUCCUACCAUGGUACAUUGUUGAAAGUUCAUGCAAUCAGGUCACCUUCCCAAGUUAUGCUGAGCCUUGUGUUUCCUGCCCCAUCUUUACCUCCAUAUCGUACACCGGAACCUGAAACAGAAGAGUCAGGAACUUGGACGACAUCAGUUGAGGUGAAUAUUAACAAAUCGACUGAUAAGUCUGAUACUCAUUUGGCUCAUAGUGUGCCAGUCAAUGUACCUAGUCGUUUAUCUUGUCAACAUGUAGAAUCAAGAGACAGUGAUUCUGACUCUCUACAAUCUCAUGAUGGUCAUAGCAGUCUUCCUACCACUCAUCUUUCACCUGAAACACCUGUUAGUUGUCUUCCACGUUCCAGCAGUUAUAACAGUUUGCAAAGGCGGAUAUUGAGAAACAAGGCUACCAGCAUCGAACUUGGAUUGCCCAAAUCAGAAGAAAUCUCUCCAAAUGAAUGUUCAAGGACUACAGUUAACAAGAGAGUUAAGCUUGGAUUAUCAGUUGUCAUUAACUUGAGUGAUGAGAGCAAGCCUGAUGACAAACAACUAAAUAACUUCAUUUUCACUCAUAUAUCAUUAAUUGAAGGACAUUUGAUGAGUUUGAAAGAUACAGUUAUUAGAGCUUAUUUGAAUCGAAAGAGUUUUUUAAACUUAAUGUUUGAAGGCUCAAAAAGAUUUCAGAAAUCCCUCUGUGAUUUGUAUGCAGCCCCCAGGUUAGUAAACCCAGAAUGGUUGACCAUUAUAUCCUCACCCAAUCAUCGCCAUUUGAGUUACACGUUUCUGGCUAAGUUUGCUGAUUUACUCAAGUCAUAUGACAAAAAAGAAACUAACUUUUUUGUAAGUACUUUGUUAACUGCUGUCCUCACUCAUCAUCUUGCUUGGGUACCUUCUGUUAUUCCAACAGAUUCUAAAAUCCAGCCUGUCCAGUCCAGUCAUAAACAUAUUCCUUGCUGGGUUGAUUUAAUUGCAAAGUCUAGGCCUUAUAAUCCUCUUUGGAUGCAGUUAAGUGAUCUCUAUGGUGGGUUAGGCAUUCCUCCCAAGCUGACGAAAACCAUUGUGAAAGGUCAAAAAAAGGAAGUCAUUCUUAGGUUUCUUAGAAUUCUUAGUUACUUCAUCAGGUGUAGUGAUAUAUGUCAGCAAGAAUAUGACAAAUCAGAUGAUUUGACAGAAGAUAGAGAAACUCUUGGUGCUAAGUGUUUGGAAGAGUUGGAACGUUCUCCUAUUAAUGUAGUGAAAAGGACUAAUGAAAGCAACUCCAACACACCUGUUGAUCUUCAUAGUUUCCAAUCUCAUACCUGCAAGAAGUGUCUUCCGCAAAAUUCUUGUAUACCUCAUUCUACUGCCGCAUUUUAUGAUCCCCUAGUUGAAUGUGCCUCUAAUUCCUCGAAGGACACAUGUGAAUUAACAAUCACACCGACCGAAGAACGGACUUCAGAACAUUCAUUAGAUUGUUCUAGUAUUAGGCCCGAAGCCACCCUUUUAGUUCCUACCAAUUCUGAAACAUUUCACACAAACUCAAAACGUUCUGAAUUCGACAGCCUUGGUUACAUGAGCUUGGAAGAGAAAGUGGAGAGUUUAGCAACGUGUUCCAAAAGACUAGCACUUCAAGAACAGCACCCAAACUGUUGCCAAGAUAGUGUUGGCAGUACUCUGGGUGCUGUCUUGUCUAGUAUUAGAGAAGGGAAGGAGAACAAUCCUUUAGUAAAUGUAACGUGCGUUGAUGGAGCUGUGAAAAACUGUUUGACAAAGGCUUCUGCAGAUCUGUGUCAGUCUUCAACCAAAGCCAGGUCUUGUUGCUGUUGUAAAGACUGUCCAUGCUAUGGUAAUCAAAAUGAAUGCGAACAGACUCAGUGUUUUAUUCUGGGAGAUUCUUCAAAAGUUCGAGAGUGUGAAUCUAUUGAAGAAGGUUAUCACAGCAUGGAAGAGCCACACAGUCCUAGCAGAGAACCUGCACAUUUGUCAGAAAUGCUGAGAAGGUUAGAUAAUUGGCGUCCCGAAGGUUGUCAAGAAAAACCAAUGCCUGGGUUGAAACACUUGGGGGAGAUUGUCGAUUCAUCACCAUACAAGAGCUUUGGAUGGUCUCUGAUGGCAGGAGUGUCUGAUCAUUACUUAGCAGACUUUUGUCUGCAAGGCCUGAAUGGGCAAUUGAAGGAAGAAGAAGUCAAAGAAGAUCUAAGACGAUUCAGCCAUGUUGAUAUUUUUGGGGAGCCAGUUUCUGAAUCUGUGUGUAUAAUUGCUGAUACAGAUAAAUGGAAAGUAAACCUAUUGUCAAGUAACGCUGCUAUGGGAGGAGGUAAAUUAGAGUAUAAUGAAUCAACAGUUAUUAUGUCAUCGCUUGUGAGUGAGAUAUGUGAUGCUAUCUUGAACAUGUGUGAGCUUAAGAUACCAGCUGAAUCGUGUAUCAUCUAUCUUGAAGAUCGCUUGCAAGAACUUUACACUCGAAGUCAAACACUAGCUGAUUUCAUCAGAAACAGCAAGGUGUUACUGCCACAGUCCAAAGUUGCGAGUGCUUUAAAUGUUGAUAUUAGUGACAUGCCUCUCUUAUUGUCCAUUGCAACCACUCAUUCACCUAAUUUAUCUGUAUAUAGUCGAUAAUUUGUCCAUUUUUAAUUUCAAUCCUAUUUUUUGGAUUUUUAUUUAUUUUGUAACAGAUUGUGGUAUAUAAAGUGCUAAGGGCUAGUGUAUUUUAUUUAUAUUCUCAUGUUUAAUAAGGGAUGUAAUAUUGGAAAAUGUAAACCCAAAUUUCAACUUCCUUUUUUUUAAAAAUAUUUUAAAUUCAUGCUUAACAGGCACGCCUAUAUUUAAGGAUAUCUGGCCACUAUGCUUAAAAGCACUCAUAUUCUGAGAUAACAAUGCAAAGCACUCUAGUAGUAGAUUGAAAUGACUAAGAAUUUAAUUUGUAAUAAAUAACAAGUCGAUUUUAAAUAAUUUUCUAAUAAUUGAUGAAAACAAGUACUUUUUUUGGUUUCAUAUCAUAUUUUAUAGUGUCAGCCACUGGUGACAAAUGCGGCACUCAACAGUUGUAGCCCCAUUAACUUUAAAAUAUUGCCAUAUUCUUUCCACGCACUUCUCUUACAGUUAUUGCUUUGUAAUUUUUUUUAUACUUAACACGUGAUAUAAUUUUUAAAUUUGUGCCAGAUUUAAUAAAAUUUUUUUAGUAUUAAAAUUUUGCGUAAGGAAUGAAAGAGGACAAAAAUAAUAUUGAUUUCAAAUAACAAUAGUUAUUAGUUGUAUUCUUCCGGAAAGGUAUACAUGAGAUGAAUUAACUUGCAUACUUGAAAAUACAUCCUUAGCACUUUAUUGCUGCUUAUUUUGGUAUGAUUCCUGCUCAUGUCCAUUUGUGAAUAUUUUCAUUACAUUCCACUAUUUCUUUAUAAAUAAAUACUAUGCAAAUUUAAGUGCUUUCUCUAUUGUGAGCUCAGAAAGUGCUUAAAUAUAUUGAAUUUUGUGCAAUUGUCUUUUGAUGUAAUUGCAUUGUAUGUGUAUGUUAUGUUUUUUACUGAAAUGGGAUUUUUCUAAGAUUAAAGUAUUUUUGGAUACUCUACAUAAACAUAUGAACUAUCAGAGGUGAUUGUAUUUUAGCUUUGCUUGAAUACUUAGAACAUAAAAAUAUUCAAGUUUUAAAAAAAUUGAAAAAGUUUUUUUUUUUUUGAAUAGUUAUAAUACUGAGUAAAAAUCAAUUUAAAAGAUUAAUUUAAAAAAAAUUGUUUGCAUUAAAUUAAUUCAAAAUUCUCAUUUACAUUUUUUUUUCUUCUUAUUUUUUAAAGAAAGAUAUGUAAUUUUAAAAUUUUUGGAACAAGUUUCAGGAAUUUGUGUUUCAUGAGUGAACUAAUUGAGAACUGAGUGUUUGAUCAAUCUGAGUAACACUUUAGGAAUUUGAGUAGAUUAGCUUUAAAGUUUAUGCAUUGAUAAUAUGAAAUAAAUAUAAUACAUUCCCGUGCAAGAUUAUACAUCCGGUCGACAAAUUUUACAAAUCCAUAAUGCUCAUUUAAAUUGUUCUCCUAAUAGUGUUCACUCUUUUGGUGUUUUAUGUACCUGCCAAAAGAGUAGUUAAUAAGGGUACUUCUUGACUGUUUUUUGACAAAUGCACUUGGGACCUUUUUUCACUCCAAAAAACACUUACAGAUAUUCCAUACACUGUGAUUUCAGAAAUUUUGCAACUUUCCAUAGUUGAUCAGUGUUGUAUAGUUAUAUAAUAUAAAAUAAAACCUUUCCCUUAAAAAUGAAAUUUUUUUCUUCGAAAAUUUGACUUAAAAUCUUUUUUAUGCUCUUUAAAUGUUUGAUAUUUUGUUAAAAUUUAUCCAGUAUUUCUUUUUUUUUUUUUUUUUUAAACCUUUAUAACUUAGGUAUUUGGCCAGUAUUAAAAGUAAUUUUAUACACUACUUCAAAAAAUUUUCUGCGAAAGCAAUAUUUUAAAAUAAGUUUUCACUAAAUAUUCUUUUACAAUAUGUUUUGUAUAAUAUUGUCUCAAAAAUACUUGUUUAUAACUAAACAUUGUUAUGAGGUGAAGAUUAAUUAUAUCUCAUUGGUUUCCAAAAAGCUCAUUGCACUUACCUCUGUAUUGUUCUUGUUUUAGUUAUUUAUUUGUGGUGAACUUUAAAAAUAAAUUGUUUUUCACUAUGGUUGUAUGUAUUUGUUUUUAUAAAAUAGUAAAAACUAGUUAGAGCAUAUCCUGCUGUUUUGUUGUGUUUCUUUUUUAUUGAGUUCUACUUCAACUGUUCAUUGUAAAAAUAAAGAAUUGCAUAACAUUUCACUUUUCUUUAAUUUGCUCAGAUUAGACCAAAAUGUGAAAUUUUGCAAUUUUAAUACAAUGAAACAUACCUUUUAUUUUUAAAAAAUGAAACAUUUUUUCCCUUUUUAUUAUUUGAUUGCUAAUAAAUAUAGAUUAUGACACUAUGUUCAUAACAUUAGGACUAAAUAGUUUGUUCUCAUGAAAUUAUUUUUAUACUAUUUGGUGGUUUCUACCCAAACAUUAAUAAAAUUUAGACUAAGAGUUUAGUUUAUUAAAAUAAAUCUGCAGAAUACAGUAAUGUGUGUGUAAAUAAUAAUAAAGAAAUUGUAAGUUUACUUUUAUAAUAAAAUGGAAGGAUUCUUUUCAUUAUUUUGUUUCAUAAAGAGUUUAUUAAUUGUUCUAUAAGAGGCAUAAUAGAUAUUAAGUCUGUUUCAAAAUUUAUUUCUACCAUCAACUAUGAAUAUUAAAAAGAAAUAUUUUUGAAAAAUGUUCGUUUUUUUAAAAAAAAAUAUAUUUUCCUUCUGUGAAUAAAAAAUCUCUUUAAAUGUAAUAAAAUUAAAUGUGUCAAAAUAUCAUAAAUAUACUAACAUUUAUUUAUAAAUAAUUAUUCACAUAGUAAGGAGUGAUCUGUGCCUUAUUUAAUAGCUAGUUGUAGAAAUUAGUACUGGCAUAUCAUUGAAUCAUAGUAUAGGAUUAUUUUAAAAUUAAUCACACAAAAUUACUUAAGGAGCAUAUUAUUUAUACCUAAAUAAAGAUUGCAAUAACUAACAAGAAAGAAAAUCUUUAAGAUUUCUAAGUACUUCUGUAAUAUGGUUAUUAAAAUGUUUACUUGAAAAAAAAAAUCUAUUUAUACAGAAAAAUGCCUUAAAUAUAAUUUUACCCGAGAAAUUUUUUUUUUUUUAAAGGAGCUGAUUUUUUAUAUGCAAUUACUUUAUGAGCAAAUAAUUAAAUACACUAUUCUUAAUUUAUGAUUAAAUAUGUGUUAAACUGUGAAUGUUCCAUAAAGCUAAUUCCAUUUUUUUAAACAACCAUAUUUUUAAAAAAAAUAUUUAUUUUCUGAGAAUUUGAGUUUACUUAGUCUUAUAAAGCUCUUAUCUUUGUGCAUUAAAAGAUGUAAAUUAAAAUAAUUACAUAAUAACAUUGCUUUAUUAGGAAAAAUCUCACAUUUAAAGAUUCAAAUAAUAUUUUUACAUAAAAAAAACAAUGCCAAAUUCAAAGCGUUCUGAGAUAUUAAUUAGUAAUUUGCAUUUCCUUAUAUAUAUUACAUAAUUAAGUUAGUAUUCGGAACAAAAAAAUGAAUUAAUGAUAUGCCGCUCUAUUAAUAUAUGUGUUACAAAAUUAUAUUAAAUAUGGUUCUUAGAAGAAAAUUUAGAACAUCAUUCUAAAAAUGGAAUGUUAAUUUUAAAGCACCAUUUUUGUAAUGAAAUAUGAAGUUUAAUUAAGUUGAUACUUUUCAUCAGUUUUGCUUUUUUAUUAAAUUUUAAACCUUGAAUUUAAGUUAAGUAUGUAUUUGUUAUAAAUAGAUAUUAUCCAGUCCUUAAGUUCGUAUUUUUAUAAAGCUUAUAUUACAGUUGUAUCAUAAAUUAUGAAGUUCAGAAAUUGUUAAUAAUUAGCAUCUGAAAAUACAGUGUUGAUAUUUUCAUAUGACAUUUGUAUAAUUUUCAUUGUUUCAUAAUAAUUUGAAUCUGUACAUAAGAUAUUUUAAAACAUAUUCGUGAAAAAUUUAUGCACUGAAUUAUUUUUGAUGUUUUUUUUUUCUUUUGCCACCUGCUUUUGAGAGAACUUCUUUUCUGUGAUUAAUUUAUUGUAUUGAUAUCCCAAAAUGUUUGUUAAUUUAUUGACUUAAGGUUGUAAUAAAUAAAUAAAUGUUUACUAUUUAUUUAACUGUAGACUCUCAUAAUUUAUCCUUUUGUCUAUUCUUCUAAACUACUACUACUCUCUUUUGACACUGUGUAAUCUACUCUUGAAACUUGUCUUUUAUGCUUCUUAUAACUCUCUGUAAAUUGUCCAAAUAAACUUUUUAUAUCAAAAA